AUGUCUAGCAAUCAGGCAAAGGCUGAGAUUAAGUCCUUGCAGUACUCUUCUAAUACUAGAACUCGUUUGUCACGCAAGCGCGGUCAAGAAUAUGACGCAGCUAGCAUUGGCAACAUCACUGGGAAUGCAUCUGAGCCGUCGGACAUAGUCUCUACUGCCAACGCAGCCCAGAUUGCGAUGGAAUCAAUCAUCGAAACCCUCCGAACCAUCCGCGACAAUCAAGUCCAAUGCACGGCUAUCACUCGACGACUUGAAGGGUACAAAUCUGCCAUCAGGAAUUAUAUGGGCUCUUUGGGCAACUCUCAUCUGGAAGAACCAGGCAUAACCGAGCCAUUCAGAGGACCACUCGCACGAUAUAUCAAAUUUCUUGACGAUUUUCAUCGCAUGCUUGUCAAUCUCCAGCACAAACGACCUCGUUACGCUCUAAUUCUAAGGAUCCGCAAGGACACACUCGACCUGUGUAUUGCGUCCCUAACCCGCACCCUCGAGCAUAGUCACGCUCCCACUAAGAAUGCUUCAGUAAAUGACCCUCAAGAAGACGCAGCCGCCAUACUCCAAUUGCCAACUAUAGGGUUCGUUGCAUCAUCGGUUCAUAAUACCUGCCUCAAAGGAACACGCGAAGCCGUUCUCCAGACAAUCUGGAAAUGGGCCGAAGACGAUGCAGAAGGAAAGCCGAUCUUCUGGCUCUGCGAUAUAGCUGGAUCCGGAAAAUCUACAGUUUCAAUGUCUGUAAUGGAAUCAUGGCGUAAGAAAGGGACGCUAGGCGCUCACUUCUUCUUCUCCAUGACAAGCAAUGAAGGAUCCACCACGGAUAGGUUUUGUUCUACGAUAGCCAGAAAGCUCGUAGACUACAUACCCGAACUUGCGCCACGCGUAGCCGAGGCGGUAAAACAGAACCCGUCGGUCCUGCGAAGUCCCUUGGGGGAGCAGUUUCAAACCCUUGUCGCGCGCCCGCUCCGACAUUUGACGCAGCCUGUGAUCAUCGUCAUAGACGGCGUAGACGAAUGCAAAUCAGGAGCGCAGCGAAGGAAACUCCUCGAGGCGCUUGCGGCGACAGCGCGCGAGUGCAGCAAUCUCAAGAUAUUCAUAACCAGCCGUCCAGAUCCAGUCGUUCAAGGUGCCUUGGAGCCUUACUCUGUUAAAGCGAGGCUGGAAGAUCGCCUCCCCAACUUCGAUAAUCGAACCAAUGACGACGAUAUCGCGCUCUACGUACACAGGUCACUCAAUGGAGUCCUCACCGAGAGCCAGAGACAGCGAAUAGUCAACAAAGCUAAUGGACUAUUCAUUUGGGCGAGCACCGCUUGUAGAAUGCUCACCAACAAGAGCGACUUGGCUCGCCCUGAAAGCGCAUACCAGCGUAUGAUCUCCAUGGAGCGGAACGGAGUCAUAGAUGAUCUAUAUAGCCUCAUCUUGGAGCACGUGGAGCCCGGAGUUUAUGCAGAUAUGUACAAGAUGCUCUCGUUACUUCUCGUUGCAUUCGAACCACUCACCGUCCAUGAUGUCGACGACAUCCUCAGGCACGCUGCAGUGCACAGGGCCGCAAAGACACUGGUUCAGAACCUCACGAGCGUACUUACCGAGGAUGGAACCACGCAACUGAUCCGGUUCCGCCAUCCGACCUUUGUCGAGUACCUUCGACGCUGCUCAGUCCUCCCAGGCCUCGAAAAGCGUAAAGAUGUCCCUAUCAAUCUUCGAGAUGCGCACGGUCAGGCUGCAUCAUGGUGUUUCAAACAUCUUAGAUCGCAGACUGGAGGUCUCAAGUUCAAUAUAUGUCAAAUCGAGUCAUCAUUUCAUCUUAAUCGGGAGAUUCUGGAUCUCGAAACCAGAAUAUCCAAGUUCAUCUCAAGAGGACUUCAAUACGCUAGCACGCAUUGGCCAUUUCAUCUAGCAGAAACUGACAAGGAGUGGCGAGCCACGCUCAAGAGUGAGCUAGGGAGUACUCUUCAAUGUCCAUACAUUCUAUACUGGAUGGAGGUCCUGAGCUUGACCGGAGGAGUGCCACGGGCAAUCCAGGGUCUUCGGGAUAUUACCCGUCACAAAGAUAUUGAGGAGCACAGGAACGAUAUAAUCGAAAUUCGUCGUCUUAUGACAACUUUUGCUGUGCCAAUACAGGACAGUGCUCCACAGAUCUACAUCUCGGCACUGCCUUUCGUGCCCACAGCGUCAAAGCUACAUAUCGAGGGUCUAAAGAUGUACACCGGUACCCUCAGCGUGACUCACGGACUUGAAGAACAGUACAGGCGACCACCUGAAGUUCUUCGUGGCCACGAAGACUCGGUCAGGGGCAUUGCAUUCUCGCCGGACGGCUCGAGAAUUGUUUCAGGAUCUGCGGAUAACACGAUUCGGCUAUGGGAUGCGGAGACAGGGCGGCCGAUAGGAGACCCACUUCGAGGCCAUGAGGACUCAAUAUUAGCCAUCGCUUAUUCGCCAGAUGGCUCACGAAUAGUCUCUGGCUCAUCAGACAGGAUGAUCAGAUUGUGGGACGCAGAUACAGGACAACCGUUGGGAGAGCCACUCCAAGGUCAUAGAAACUGGGUCAGCUCUGUCGCGUUUUCGCCAGAUGGAUUAAAUAUCGUCUCCGGUUCGUGGGAUAGCACUGUCAGACUAUGGGACGUAGAAACGGGCCAGCCGCUAGGACAGCCGAUCCGAGGUCACGAAGAGUGGGUCACAUGUGUAGCCUUUUCACCAAAUGGAUCGCGUAUCGUCUCUAGCUCGUGGGAUAAGACGAUUCGCCUAUGGGACGUGGAAACAUGCCAUCCAUUGGGAGAACCACUGCGAGGUCACGAACACUGGGUCAACACCGUCGCAUUCUCACCAGAUGGGUUACGCCUUGUUUCUGGUUCGUGGGAUAUGACACUACGGAUAUGGGACGCGGAGACCGGUCAGCAGCUGGGAGACCCCCUCAUAGGCCAUGAGGACGAUAUAAACGUGGUAAUAUUCUCACCAGAUGGCUCACGCAUCAUCUCCGGCUCUUUGGACGCUACGAUCCGAGUGUGGGAUGCAGAAACCGGGAAGCAAGUAGGAAGUGCCCUCAGAGGUCAUCAAGAUUCGGUCGCAUCCCUCGCAUUCUCGCCCGAUGCAUCACACUUUGCCUCUGGAUCUUCGGAUGCCACUAUCCGCUUUUGGGACGCCAACACAGCCCAGUCAUUGGGAAUCUCACAACACGGCCACCAAGGUCCAGUACAUACCGUCGCCUUCUCGCGGGAUGGCUCUCAAAUAGCCUCCGGCUCCUCCGACGGAACAAUCAAGCUAUGGAAUGCAACUACUGGCAACCCAUCAGGAGAUUCAUUGAGGGGUCAUGAAAAUGGCGUUAAAAACGUCGUAUUCUCCCCGGAUGGAACGAUUGUGGUUUCGAGUUCAGCAGAUGGUACGAUUCGUCUAUGGGAUGUACAGACCGGUCACCAACUUGGAACGUCAUUCCGAGGUCACCACGGUUCAGUCAAUGCCCUAGCAAUGUCACCUGAUGGCUCCUCUAUUGUCUCCGGCUCCAUAGACAAAACAAUCCGACUAUGGAAUUCUACCACUGGCCAGCUAUUGGGAGGGCCACUCCUGGGUCACCAAGCCUCUGUUAAUGCAGUAGCGUACUCGCCAGAUGGCUCAAGAGUUGUCUCUGGCUCUAAAGACAAGACAAUUAGGUUAUGGAAUGCGACCAAUGGUCAAUCGUUGGGAGACCCACUUCGAGGUCACAAGGAGCAGAUUAAUGCGCUAGCAUUCUCUCCGGAUGGCUCAAAAAUUGCUUCUGGCUCACAAGAUGCAACAGUUCGACUAUGGGAUGCAACCACUGGUCAGCCGCUGGGAGACCCACUACUGGGCCACGAAGCUUCAAUCUUGGCCAUAGCUUUUUCACCAUAUGGCUCGCGGAUCAUCUCUGGCUCAGCGGACAAGACUAUUCGAAUAUGGGAUGGGAUCGAUAGUCAAGUGCUUCGGGGCCAUCAGCACGCCGUUAAUUCUGUGAUAUAUUCACCUGAUGGAUUAUAUAUUCUCUCCGGCUCAUCAGAUAUGACGAUUCGGCUAUGGGAGGCUGAAACCUGCCGAGCGGCAGAUCUCACGCUCCUUGAUUGCGAGUCGGGGUUUGGUGACGACAUACUACCACCACAAUCUGCGCGAAGCACCUCCGUCUCAAUGGAUAAUUGGAAUGGAAUGUUGAAUUCUGACACGGGUCAUCCGCUCAGUGAACUCGAUAUCCCUGCUCAACCUUGCGAUCCCCUCAAGAACGAGAAGCCACAAAGAAUUUUACUCCGAAAACUCGUGCCUGGAUUCAGAAAGUGUUAUCUCACAAGCGACGGCUGGGUGAAAUCAGCGGGCAAGUAUCUCUUCUGGGUACCGGAUGAUAAUCGGCAUGGGUUGCAAUACUUCCAUCGCCUGACGAUGCCAACAUAUAGUUUCAUUGUGGACAAUCAUGGAUAA
Molecule: messenger RNA, 4407 nt
Organism: Serendipita indica DSM 11827
Lineage: Eukaryota; Fungi; Basidiomycota; Agaricomycetes; Sebacinales; Serendipitaceae
Source: the annotation of a GenBank genome assembly